CGGUCGCGAGCGUCCCACUGCAGCUCUGUCCGGCGGCGGCGGAGAGGAUGUGCUACUAACUUCCACCGGGCAGCAAACAAACCCCCCCCCCCCCCAAAAAAACCCCCAAAACCCAAGAAACUUGACGAAAACUCUGUGAAAUAGACAGAAAGAAAAAAGGAAAAGAAAAAACAACACAGACUUGACUGACAAAGUGUCGCAACUCGCCUCACUUUGGCUUUUUAAUGAAAACUUUUUAACAACUUAAUAUCUUUUUUUUUUCUUUCUUUUCUUGAACCAAGGCAGAGGCAGUGCUCUUCACCCUCCUCCCUGAUACGUUUUUGAAUGACGCUGGCGUUUUGAGUUUUUCUAUUUUUUUUCUAUUCUUUUUAUUUGACGUUGGGAUAAAGUUUUUUCUCCUUUUUUUUUUUUGAUUUUUUUUUUUAUCAUUACGACUCGUGAUGGCUGUCCUGUCACUAGCGGUACUCCUCGUAGGAUUUGUGUUGACCUCAGCUGACAAGGCUGGCGAGGUGGAUCGAGAGGACCAGCUGAGGAGCCGCCUGAAGGAAUACGGCCUGGUCACUCCCUUCAGCACCGACUCUCACGGACACUACCUGUCGCACCUGCUCUCGGCCGCGCACAAGCAGCGCGUCAAGAGGGAGGCGCUCUCCCCCGGCGAACCCGAGCAGAAACUCUUCUUCAACAUCUCCGCCUUCGGCAAGGAGUUCCACCUGCGCCUGCGCCCGAACAACAGGCUGGUGGCCCCCGGGGCGAUGGUGGAGUGGCACGACGACGACGACGCUCGAGGAUUCGGGAAUGCCAGCGACGACAGCGCGGGUGGCGAUGCCGGGGCGGGCAUCAACCGGACUGAGGCCCGCAGCAGCGGCGUGAAGGAGAGGAUACUGCAACGGGAGCUGCUCAAGACGGACUGCACCUUUAUCGGGGACAUCUCGGACGUCCCCGGAGCCUCGGUUGCUAUUAACAACUGUGACGGACUGGCCGGAAUGAUCCGCACCGACUCCGACGAGUACUUCAUCGAGCCGCUGGUGAGGGGCACCCAGGAGCUGGAGGACCAGGGCCGGGUCCACGUGGUUUACCGCAGGUCGGCCGUGCUGCAGGCCCCCUCCGACAUCUCUGUGGACUACCAGCCUCAAGAACCAGAGCUGGACGUGCCCGGGACCUUCGACUCCGUGGCCCGGCAGGUCAACGAGACCGUUCACCGCCGCCGCCGCCGCCGGGACGCUGGGGAGGACGACUACAACAUCGAAAUCCUGCUGGGGGUCGACGACUCGGUGGUUCGGUUCCACGGCAAGGAGCACGUGCAGAACUAUCUGCUCACCCUCAUGAACAUCGUGAACGAGAUUUACCACGACGAGUCGCUGGGAGUCCACAUCAACGUGGUGCUGGUGCGGAUGAUCAUGCUGGGGUAUGCCAAGUCCAUCAGCCUCAUCGAAAGAGGCAACCCGUCGCGGAGCCUGGAGAACGUGUGCCGCUGGGCGUUCGUGCAGCAGAAGGGCGACCCGGACCACGCCGAACACCACGACCACGCGAUCUUCCUCACCCGCCAAGGCUUCGGCCCCACGGGGAUGCAGGGUUACGCUCCAGUCACGGGGAUGUGCCACCCCGUCCGGAGCUGCACCCUCAACCACGAAGACGGCUUCUCCUCGGCCUUCGUCGUGGCCCACGAGACCGGACAUGUGCUGGGCAUGGAGCACGACGGCCAGGGAAACCGCUGCGGGGACGAAACGACGAUGGGAAGCGUGAUGGCCCCUCUGGUGCAGGCGGCCUUCCAUCGGUACCACUGGUCCAUGUGCAGCGGACAGGAGCUGAAGCGAUACAUCCACACAUACGACUGUCUCCUGGACGACCCCUUCAAGCACGACUGGCCGCAACUUCCCGAGCUGCCCGGCAUCAACUACUCGAUGGACGAGCAGUGCCGGUUUGACUUCGGAGUGGGCUAUAAGAUCUGCACGUCGUUUCGUACCUUUGACCCUUGUAAACAGCUGUGGUGCAGUCACCCGGACAACCCUUACUUCUGCAAAACCAAGAAGGGCCCGCCUCUCGACGGGACGGAGUGCGCGCCCGGAAAAUGGUGCUACAAAGGUCACUGCAUGUGGAAGAACCCGAAUCAGGUCAAGCAGGACGGGGCCUGGGGCUCCUGGAGCAAGUACGGCUCCUGCUCGCGCUCCUGUGGAACCGGCGUUCGCUUCCGGACGCGUCUGUGCAACAACCCAGCGCCCUCCAACGGCGGCCAGGACUGCCCGGGAGUGAACUACGAGUAUCAGCUCUGCAACACGGACGACUGCCCGAAGCACUUCGAGGACUUCCGAGCCCAGCAGUGCCAACUCCGCAACUCCCACUUCGAGUUCCAAAGUGCCAGACACCACUGGCUGCCCUACGAACACCCUGACACCAACAAGAGGUGCCACUUGUACUGCCAGUCCAAGGAAACGGGAGACGUGGCGUACAUGAAGCAGCUGGUGCAUGAUGGGACACGGUGCUCCUACAAGGACGCCUACAGCAUAUGUGUGCGCGGAGAAUGUGUGAAAGUUGGCUGCGACCGAGAAAUUGGCUCAAUCAAAGUGGAGGACAAGUGCGGGGUCUGUGGUGGAGACAACUCCCACUGUCGCACCGUCAAAGGAAGCUUCACCAGGACGCCGAAGAAAGCUGGGAAGACCAGAGGAGCGUUCUCUCUGCCCAAAGGAGCGCGCAACGUGUUUUUAAACGAGACGGAAGACUCUCGAAAUGUUCUCGGCUUCCUUAAGAUGUUUCUCGUUCCCCCCGGAGCUAGACACGUGGUCGUCCAAGAACACGAGGCGUCCCCUCAAAUUCUUGCGAUCAAGAACCAGGCGACGGGGCACUACAUCCUCAACGGGAAGGGCGAGGAGGUCAAGUCCCGGAGCUUCAUCGACCUGGGCGUGGAGUGGCACUACAUCAUGGAGGAGGACGUGGAGACGCUGCACACGGACGGACCCCUGCACGACCCGGUGGUGGUUCUGAUAAUACCCAAGGACAACGACACGCGCUCUACUCUGAUGUACAAGUACAUCAUCCACGAGGACUCGGUGCCCGUCAACACCAACAACGUGAUCCAGGAGGAGACGUACGAGUGGGCCCUGAAGAGCUGGUCCCCGUGUUCCAAACCCUGUGCCGGAGGGUUCCAGUACACCAAGUAUGGCUGUCGAAAGAAGGGGGACACCAAGAUGGUCCACCGGGGCUACUGCGACGCCAACAAGAAGCCCAAGCCCAUCCGCAGGAUGUGCAACCUCCAGGACUGCACGCAGCCCCAGUGGAUCUCGGACGACUGGGAGCACUGCACCAAGACCUGCAGCAGCCUGGGCUUUCAGAUGCGCACGGUCCGCUGCGUGCAGCCGCUCCACGACGGGACCAACCGCUCGGUCCACAGCAAAUACUGCAGCGGCGAGAAGCCCGAGAGCCGGCGGCCCUGCAACCGAGUCCCGUGUCCCGCCCCGUGGAGGACGGGCGCCUGGUCCGAGUGCUCGGUGACCUGCGGCGAGGGGAUGGAGAGGCGUCUGGUCACCUGUCGCAUGGGAGAUCAGUGCAACGGAGAGAAACCCGAGGCCGUGAGGCCGUGCAGACCCGGGCCCUGUCACGACGAGCCGUGCAACGGGGACAAAUCCAUCUUCUGCCAAAUGGAGGUCCUGGCGCGCUACUGCUCCAUCCCGGGCUACAACAAGCUGUGCUGCGACUCCUGCACCAGGCGCAGCGGCGCGCUGACCCUGCUCCCCGAGGCGGCCGAGGCGGAGAUGGAGCACGUCCGCUUCGGAUCGGCCUCCCAGCUGCUGGAGACCUUGACGGCCUCUGCGGCAGCCAACGGCACCGGCGCCGGUAAACAAGGCGCGGGCGACAAGGGGUCGGCCGGGAAACACGCCAGCACCCCUGCGCCCCUGAAGAAAGCCCCGUCAAAGGUCACGGCGGCGCCGAGGCGGGUUCCGCGACACGCGGCUCUCGCCGGCAGGGGGCCGCGCGCCGUGGCGGCGUCUCCCCUGGCAGAUCCCACCGAGGGUCAGAGGCUGAGCGGCUCGACGGGAAGCCGGCGGCCGACGGCGCACUCCGAAGUGGAGAGAUGAGAGCGACGCCCCCUUUCCCCCCUUCAGGACUCUUUAUGGACAUUAGAUAAUCCGGCUUCACCCUGAGUCUUCUCAUCCCACAAACACCACAGAGAGAGAGAGAGAAACAAAGAAAACAAGAGAUAGAGAAAAGAAAAGUGCUGGUUCACUUUGUUUGUUGAGAGUUCGCCUGUUUGCCCCUUGACACAGACUCCAGACAUCACGUCUCACAGCGAGUUCCCACAUCAGCAUUGGAAACGCAACCUGCCCGUGUUGCUUUGCCGUCACACCUCAUAUUUGGACCGAAAGCAUAAAUUGAUAAUUUCAAGGUGAAGGAAGGGUCACGUGGUCCGGAGGGGAUUUUCAUCCGUGUCAAAUGAACGGCUUGAGGAAACGCAGCUUCGGUGGCAGAUAGUGAAUCAUUCGAGGGAUACAAAAACAGCCCAGAGGACAGGUUAGGAUUCAAUAUACACGUACCAAGUAGAUACCAUGAAAGAAACGGACUUCUUCACUCAGGCGCAGGAAGGUGUUGGCAUUUCCCUCUUCCUCCGGUCCUGUCCUUUAAUGAAUUAGGCCCCGAGUGUCUGCGCAGCGGGUGGCGAGGAGGAAAAUGUCAAUAGGUGCGGCCAUUAGGGCCGAUUCCGUCUGUGGGAAAAUCUAUGCAGGGCAUGAAAUGUUUCACUUCUUGCAUUCGCCAUGUUGUCCUUUGUUUAUGUGGCUAGUAAACGAAUGAAAUGCCUCCGUCUUACAUGAUGAGAGGCUCAGUUUGUGAGGCAUCUCACCUUGACGUUCAGGACAAACGGACAAAAGAAUAUUUCAAAGAUCGAAACGAGGUGAUCUGAUACAGCUGAAAAUCCCCCUAAAUGUUACAGUCAGCCAUUUUCUUGCCAAAGCGAAUAAAUAAAGUACUGUACCGGUACUCGUGGGUUUACUUGCAAUGUACAGAAGUCAGACAUGGGACUCUGAUUGAGUGCGUUUUGGAAAGUUGACCGGAGAUGAACCAGUGAAGACCAUUAGGAAAAUGGUUUCUUUAGUUGUAUAGAUUAUUUUAUAUAUCCAGCAAUGUCUGUUGAGUGGCACUCUUCAUUUUCUACGGAAAUGGGUAUUUAUAAAGGUUCCUGUAAAUACUGUACAUGAAAAUAUCAGUAUUAUUUUUCAGAAAAAGCUAAGGAUACUUUGAAACACCCAACUUUUUAAAAAAAAAAUCAAAUUAAAAUAACGGAGAUUCUUCUGAAUGCUUAACCUUUUCAGUAGCAGUAGCAACCGCUCUCUGAAAGGAUCAAAAAUGAUGAUUUAUUUUCUCCCUGAAUUCUGCAAAAAAAAAACAAUCUGCGCACGUAUUAUUUUUAAAAGUUUGACAUUUUUGGGAAAUGCACUUCGUGCCAAAAGCUGGAGGAGGAGAUGGAAACGACUCUCGUGUCUGUAGGCUAACUACGAAGCUACGGUUAGUUUAGCUUAGCACAACGACUGGCUAUAGAACAGCUAGCUUACUAAAGAGCAUCGAUUAACUUUAUAUCUUUAUCUUUGUUUAUUUGUAAAAAAAAAACACCAAAGUUUUUUCCACAUGUUAAGAUUCUGAGUGUACGACUUUCAGCAAGAAAUUGAAAAAGCAUAUAGUUCCAAACGUGUCAAAUAGUUUUCACCCCGGCCUUGACCUCUUUCUAAAUGACAAGUGUGUGUGGUGCUAGCCAUCAACCCCUUGUCUGGCUCGUCUGUACUCGACUCCUUGUGAAAGUUCUUUCUCAGAAAGUGUGAAAAUGUCACGUUGAAGAAGGGAACGCGUUUGUCAAUGUGUCCUCUCAACGCUAGACGUUUCUGACAGGACGCUCGUGUUCAGCUGGGAAAUUCUCAAUGCAUCAACCAAAAAAAGAACUAAAGAAAAUUCAACCUGACAGGUUACUAUUGAAUUCCAAACACACAUCAAAGCUGCAUUAAGCAAUUUUUGACCACUAGGAAACACAGCUCUCAUUCGCUCAUUAAGUGCUAACGGCUAACCGGUUAGCACGCACUCGCUUACUGACUGAUGCACAUCCGGAGGCCGAGAACGCGGUGAGAAUGAGCUCGUCCGUUGGCUCAACCCCUUGCGCGUGCGUAUUGUCGAGUCUCCUGGAAUUCCAACGCUGGCGGCCAACGACAUAUCAUCCCACAUAUGUUUGUUGAAUUUACUCUUUUAAAGCAUUUCAAUUCUGUGACUUAUUGAAUUCAUUUUUGAGCCCAUCGCAGCGGACAAUAUGUUCGUUUUGAAAAGAAAUAAUCACUUCACCUACCUCUCUUCUUUCGCCUUUUCCCGCCUCAUUCAAAUAUCUGCCACCGUCAGAGGAACGGGAAAAACUGCGGUGCCGAUUGAUCCGCCUAUUGCGCCGCGGAGAAGAGGAGCGAGCAGCCAAUCACGUUGCGACCUCUUUAUCGUCCUCGGGCCCCAGAGAACACGGCCGCGACCACACAUGUAGCCCGGACGCAUAGAAUCCCACUUACGUUCAUCCACCCGAUGGACGUAAGUGGAAAGACUCGCUCCGCUUUCCGCUCAGACUUUGGUCUCCACCGAGCUCCUCGGACAAAAACCCCCCGAAUCUGUGCCUCUUCAGCCGCUCGAUUAUCGGCUGCAUUCACCAGCUCCCUGUUAAUGGCUGUGUGGCGCUGCGGCGGCUGGAGUGAGCGACCGUUUCACAUCGCACAGAACUAUUCGAAUACUUUGUGCAUCAAAAGUGUGCUUAAUGGAGCGCGCAGCCUCGCGCCCGCUCCUCGGUCUGAACGAGGUUCUGGGGCACGUGCUGUGUUUGCAGGAGCGACGACUUUUAAAAGAGGUUUUACUGUAUGUGGAACGGUUUUGUUUUUUUUCUUCUUCUUUUUUGCUUCAAAGUAAUUUCUAAAUGGCUUUUUUUUGUUAUGGUUCAGGAGAGAAAGCUAUUUAUUCCAAAAAAAGAAAAAAAAAAAAAAAAAGGAUUUCCUCACAACCACCAUGCAUCUGACUGCAAUAGCCAAAGCACACGUUUUGUGUUUUCAGCAAUAGCUCGCAACUAUUCACACUCACUCCUGUGUGCCAAUGUAUAGUACAUGUAUAUAGCAUUGAGUACAUGAAUAUUUAUUGAAAGUUAAAGGGUCCUGCUUUGUUUUUUACAGCGUGCGAGGUGCCGGCUGAUCAAUAAGCUCCAGCAGACAAACCAUAGAUCGCCAUCUACAUUUUCUACUUGUAACUGGAUUUCUACUCGUCUUCUUUUCUUUCUAAAGAAAAAACAUGAUAGGAUAGAAACGACAUUGUUCCCUUUUUGUAAACAAUUAGAUGUAAAUAUACAUGCUCAAUUUUUGAGAUGUUUUUUACCUUUCUUGUCAGAAAGCUGUUUUUUUCCCCGCAGCUGUUUCGUAGAAGUCGUGAACGGAGCUGUGCCAACCGCAGCGACAUGUACUGACCAGACAAAUGCUUUAUUAUAACCAAUAAAACAUGAAUAGCGUAGCACCAGUAACGUUUUGUUUUUUUUAUAAAUGCUGUUUGUAGUUUGUCAGCGUUGUCUUACCAUUUGACAUUUCUCUUUUCACACCCUUUACUCGCUGCCCUAUAAAACAUUGCUGCUAAUGUUGUAGAGAGCUUGUAACGAUACGUAGGAUAUAGUUGUAGAUGUUACGUUGACAAUCCCUGAGCCUCAGACAGAUAUUGCUGCAUAGGAUUCUCCAUGUACUGUAUCAAUACCCCCCCCCCUCCCCCUGUGCUAUCGAUAAUAAUAAUUAUAAUAAUAAUAAUAGCGAUUGUCACGACUGUCAGUCACUCUCUGCUCUAUUCUGCUUUUCUAUGUAUUUGUGUAGAUUGAAGUGUACACUACUGAUACUGUUUGUUGUAAUGGGGAGCACAUAGCAAUAAAAGAUAUGAUCGACGA
Scophthalmus maximus (turbot) is the source of this 7918-nucleotide messenger RNA. RefSeq names its product ADAM metallopeptidase with thrombospondin type 1 motif, 3 (gene adamts3). The transcript has 23 exons. The coding region runs from base 441 to 4070 and encodes 1209 amino acids. Gene Ontology annotation, biological process: proteolysis; extracellular matrix organization. NCBI's taxonomy places the organism in Eukaryota, Metazoa, Chordata, Actinopteri, Pleuronectiformes, Scophthalmidae. Gene Ontology annotation, cellular component: extracellular matrix. The record is from RefSeq and is a predicted model, not a curated record. Gene Ontology annotation, molecular function: metalloendopeptidase activity.